CACACCGGUUUCGCCUUGUACGUAAUAACAGAUCAGUUUGCGGCGAGUGUCGGCGCAUGCGCACUGCGCUCAGUCUUAUCGCAAUAUAUUUACGAUUUGUGAUAAGUAUCAAUUAAAAUGGAAUUUUUUAUCACAGAUAAUGGGAAAUACAGAAUAGAAUCACUGUCACCUACCACCUUCCCCGGAGCGUUGAGAGUAAUAAGAGAUGCGUUUUGUCAAGAUGAAAAUGUGUCGAUAGGAACUGAGGUGAACAAGAACAUACAAGCGGCGGAGGAACUGCUGGAACUUUGUGCUGAUGCUGCACUGGAUGGAGUCUCCUUGGUUGCUAUUGAAAUAAGCACCGGCGAAGUGGUUUCUGCGUGUUUUAAUAAAAUACAGAUCCAAACGACGGAUGCGUCAGAAAAGCCAUUCUUCGAAAUAUUCGCCGAGGAGCGAUGUACACAAGCGUCGUCCCGCUCGCUUAUACAAUUUAUGGCCAACGUCGAUGCGAGGUGCAAUUUUUUCGAAAAGUUUGGCGUAGACUGCAGUUUCGAACUGAUGUUCUUAGCCACACUCAGAGAGCACAGGAAACAAAAACUAGGAACACUUCUAUGCAAAUAUUCAAUAGACGUUGGAAGGAAAAUAAAACAAGGUCCGUUUGCGACGAUCGAAGUUAAAGAUCUAGGACCAAAAUAUUCCCAUUUACAACCGCGUAAACCGAUUGAAACGUAUCCAAAGAUUUGCCAAGCUAUUUGGACGUCGGAAGGUACUCGGAGAAUUGGAAAAGUAUUAAAUUUCACCGUGCACUUGACAGUACCUUUUUCGGAAUUUGUGUUUGAUGGGAAAACUUAUGCGGAUCGUAUUGGGGACGAAUCCGAAUACUGCGAAGUGGCUGCUUUAACUCUGUGAUAUCUAUAAAAAGUACUGCAUAUAAAUAAUACUGAAGAUUUAUUAAUCAAUUACUUAUUAAUAAGAUAUUUAAUAUUAUUGUUAAAAUAAUAUAUCAAUACAAAAGUUUUGAUUCUUAAAAUA
This is a messenger RNA of Bicyclus anynana (squinting bush brown), 1011 nucleotides long. RefSeq lists its product as uncharacterized. Gene Ontology annotation, molecular function: N-acetyltransferase activity. The record is from RefSeq and is a predicted model, not a curated record. The coding region runs from base 118 to 888 and encodes 256 amino acids. The transcript has 5 exons. Lineage: Eukaryota; Metazoa; Arthropoda; Insecta; Lepidoptera; Nymphalidae.